Messenger RNA from Laccaria bicolor S238N-H82, 2382 nucleotides. RefSeq lists its product as uncharacterized. The record is from RefSeq and is a predicted model, not a curated record. Lineage: Eukaryota; Fungi; Basidiomycota; Agaricomycetes; Agaricales; Hydnangiaceae. Bases 1 to 2382 code for a protein of 793 amino acids. The transcript is spliced from 3 exons.
AUGGACGACGACGAGGUCAUUGCAGACAGCGAAGACGAAUUCGAUAACCACGACACUUCAGCAAUCCUUGGAGCGAGUGGUCUCCCAUCUCAUAUAUCCACCAACGACAACCGCGUGUCUUCCAUCUCAACGAUGUCGACUGUCGUACCUGAUACCAUCUCUACAAUUUUGCCUGCCAGCACCUCAGAAACACCUAUACCCAAACCACGACCCAAGCCACGCCCCAUCAAAAAAAAGAAAGACGGUGAUACAUCAAGCAACGCUGAGAAAUCUGCGCUAGCGUUUCCUAUCAAUCCGAUGACCGGAAAGCCGGACUACCUCGCAGCGUUUCAGCCAGACAACUUGCCCAUGACGUCCAGCAUCGCGGAUCGCGCGAAAACGCGCCAACGAGCGAAACCCGUCACACUCAACACAGGGGACGAUAUCAUUGAACUGAGCGACUCUGACGAUGAUUUUGACGAGCUCGCGCUAAGGCCUUCCACAUCCAAGAAUAAAUCUAAAAAGUCCAAGUCCAAACCCUCUGAACCGACGACAACGGCCAAACCCAAACCCAAGCCUCGACCCAUCGCAAAACGCACCGCACCAGCACCAAACCGAGACUCAACACCACAACCAACCAAUCUAUCACCAGCCCGCCCCAUUCCCAUCCCUUUCCGGCUCCUACCUUCCCCACUCCCACCGUCAGACCCCUCAGUUGCAACGUCCCAGCCCCCAAUCGAGGUAUUACAAAACCCACCGACGACCGACUUUGACGACCCGCUCACCCCUACCUCCUCGCCUUCCUCUCUGUUCUCCUCACCUAAGAAAGAUGGUAGAAAGGCGAGCGGGGUAGACGAGUUGGACGAAUCCGAUCACGGAGAGGGCUUUAUCCACAUGGACAAGAGGGGGAAAGGCAAGGGAUUGAUGUUACCCCCACCGACGUUCUUUGCCAGUUCUUCUCCUCCCCUGCCCGUUCCUGAAGCUAUUCCUUCGCGAGAAAAGCCGCUCGAACGGGAUGUGGUGGAUUUAACGGAUUUACCACCCACCGUGCCCGUUGAAAAGCCAAAGCCUAAGAAGCCGAGGAAGAAGAAGGGGGAAGUGGACGGUGGGGAUGGGGAUGGACAUAGGAUGGACAUGGACUUUGAUCCUCAUGAGGGGAAGAGGAAGGGCAAGGCGAAGCAGAAGACAAGCCCUGGGGUGGGACAGGUUGAGGUGACUAUUACGGUGCCACCACCUAAGAUUAAAGGGAAGGGGAGGGGCAAAGGGAAAGAGAAGGAAAAGGAGAAGGAGGUUUUUAAGAGUAACGAGUUCAUCAACGACUCGGAAGAUGAGGGUGAAGGCGUUUUGGGUGGGACGACAUCAUCGAUUGAUAUUUUGGCACCUCCAGUGAUGCCUCCAGCGAUUGGUUCGCCGCCUGCUGCCUCAGCUCUGGUACCUGGAUCGUCUGGGUCAGGGAAGAAACGGAAAUCAAAUGUGGUGGACGACGAGGAGGUGGUAGAGGAGGUGGGGAGUCCGAAGAAGAAGCAGAAGAGGAAGGGGCGGGGAAGGGGGAAGAAGGAGAAGCCUGGUGCUGCUCUUGGGGAGGAGGGUGUUACACGAGGGCAUGAGCGUGGUGCGCGAGGGGAAAAGGGACCUGCCCAAGGGGGUGCACUAGGGGAAGACGACGCUUCCUUGGGGGACGAAGAGAUUCAUGUCGGAACGAAGAAGAAACCGAAAGGAAAAGGGAAGAUGGUCGUUCUAUCUGAUCAAGAGGAGGAUGAGCCUGAUGAUAAAAAAGUUGAGGAAGAAGAAGAAGACUACGCAGUAGCCAAGAGGAGGGGGAAAGAGAAUGCUGGUAAGAAGGGCAAGGGUAAAGCUAUCCUUGACGAGGACGAGGAUAUGGCUCCGCCUGAGCAAGCCCACGAUGAUGACAGAGAUGGGACAAAGGAGAACGUCGAGCCAGGGUCGAAUAGUAUACCCCAGCCCAAAGCCACACCCAAACCGUCCCUCUUCCCCAGCCUUGUAUCACGGUACACCAUUGCCCCCCGCGUCAAAUCAACACCUAUGUCCGAGCUCAUCAGACGGGUCAACUCCCUCCCCAGCUCCUCCCCAUUCCCCUCUCCCCACCCCCGCGUCUCCUCUUCCUCCUCCUCAACAUGCUACUCACCCUACCUCAAAUCCUCACGCUCAAUGCUCUCCCGCAUCGCGCCUUUACACCCCAACAGACGUACGCCCCCGCCUCCGCUGCCUCCCCCGCCCCCGCGGAAGAAGACGAAGAAGGAGAUUGAGAGGGAGGAGAGGUGGGAGGAGGAGAUGGUGGAGAGUGUUGGUGGGAUUAAUGAGUGGGCUUGCUUGACGGAUGGGGAGAGGAGGGAGAUGAGGAGGGUUAAGUGGGAGAGGGAGAUGGGUGGGUGGGAUGAGUAG